Molecule: messenger RNA, 393 nt
Organism: Purpureocillium takamizusanense
Lineage: Eukaryota; Fungi; Ascomycota; Sordariomycetes; Hypocreales; Ophiocordycipitaceae
Exons: 2
Coding region: 1-393 (130 amino acids)
Source: RefSeq, a predicted model, not a curated record
AUGGGGUCCCCAGCCUCCGCCCUGCUGUUCCACGCCGCGGCCGGCGUCGCGGCCGUGAGCGCCGCGCACCACGCGCACCGGGGCGUCGCGGAGCUGUACCCGGCGUGGAGGGCGCGGCUCGUCGGGGUCAACAACGACGGGCGGGCGGCGGCGCGGGCGGCGCGCACGGGGUGGGAUUACAUGAUGGUCGGGUACGCGCUGACGGUGCUCCUCAACGUCAAGUGGGCUCGCGCGGGCGGCCCGCGCGGGUGGGAAGAGGGCGCCGCGCUGGCGGCCCUGGCGCUGGGCGGGCUGCGCGAGGGGUGGGUGUGCGCGCGGGCGGGCGAGGCGCUCCCGCUGGUGGCAUUCUGGGGCGUGCCGGCGCUGGGUGUGCUUGCUACGGCUCUGAGCUGA